AUGAUUUUGAACCUUGGCAAGGGGACAAUCCUUGCCUUUCUGACUGGACUGGGCACUGUGGGGAACACCGUUGUUCUCGAAAGUCACACACGCAUGUAUCGGGGCUCUGAGAAGAAAGCCAUGCACCUUAUUCUCAUCCAUUUGGCCUUCACGAAUAUCAUAAUGCUUCUGUCCAAAGGCAUUCCAAGGACAAUAGCUGCUUUUGGGGUGAGACACUUCCUCGAUGACACAGGCUGUAAGGUCGUGUGCUACCUGGAGCGGGUGGCCCGGGGCCUCUCCAUCUGCACCAGCAGUCUCCUCACGGUCUUCCAGGCCUUCACCGUGAGCCCCAGUCACUCCAGGUGGAGGAGGCUCCAGCCCAGUUCUUCACGAUACAUUCUUCUUUUGUUUCCCUUCCUCUGGAUAUUCAGUUUUUUGACGAACAUCAACUUACUCCUUUACAUCACGAGUGCUAGUGAGAACACAUCACAAAUUAGCACGAGUGACUACUAUUGUUACUUUCAGCCAGAAAGUCAGAAGGUACGAUUGAUGAUUCUUGGUACCAUGGCCUUCCGGGACGCUGUGUCUCAGGGCGUCAUGUGCGGCGCCAGUGGCUACAUGGUGCUUCUUCUCCAUCAGCACCACCAGCGUGUUCUCCAGCUGCGGAGCUCCAAGGUCCUCUGCAAAACUCCCGCCGAGGUCAAAGCUGCCCAAAGUGUUCUCCUUCUGAUGCUCUGUUUCCUCCUCUUUUAUUGGGCAGAUUGUGUUUUUAAUCUACUUCUGAAUUUCUUCCUUGAGAAUAAUCUCAUAUUAAAUUUUAAAGAAUUUCUCACCCUUGGUUACGCGAUUCUCAGCCCCUUUGUGCUGAUUCACAGAGAUGGACAUGUAGCUGAAUGCUGCUCUUCUCAGAGGGAGAGAGGGACUUUCAGAAAAUAUUUACUACCUGCAUGCUUUCCAUAA
This is a messenger RNA of Octodon degus (degu), 939 nucleotides long. Its product is annotated as vomeronasal type-1 receptor 4-like. Bases 1 to 939 code for a protein of 312 amino acids. Gene Ontology annotation, biological process: G protein-coupled receptor signaling pathway. The transcript has a single exon. Gene Ontology annotation, molecular function: pheromone receptor activity. Gene Ontology annotation, cellular component: membrane. The record is from RefSeq and is a predicted model, not a curated record. Lineage: Eukaryota; Metazoa; Chordata; Mammalia; Rodentia; Octodontidae.